AUGGAGAGUGAAAUUAGUCAUCUGGAGAUUUCUGGAGAUGAAACGACCGAAACAGCAGAUACCCGCGCUGGCUUCAAACCCACCGAGCCCCAAUCGACCGCUGCGACCCCAAGGAAUGCUAGCCUUGAUGGUUUGCCCUCCGAACUCAAGGCAUCGAUCCUUCAUUCUGUGCCGAGCAUUCCUGCUCUGCAGACGCUAGUUCGAUCGUCGCCACUGUAUCACAAGGUCUACCUAGAUGAGCGGAAGGUCAUACUCUCAGCAGUGUUGCUACGCGAUAUUGGACCACAGGUUCUUCCAGACGCUCUGGCGGUCCAUAAAGCUUCUCAAAUUGGGUUCGAUGGAUCCGGUUUGCGCAAGGAUAAUGUGAAAUCUUUCAUUUCACAGUAUAAAGCAGAACGAGGUUCAUCUUCGCCAGCCACGUGCGACCCUCUGGAUAUCGGGACCCUCGAAUCUUUGUCACGCCUCCAAUCUGUGGUCACUAAAAUAGCCUCUGAUUUCUGCGAGGCGACACUAUCUGUUCAUCCAGUAACGGGAGAAAGAAUCCAACCUCACGGAGAUCUCUCUAUCAACGAGAAACGUCGCAUCUACCGAGCUCUGUAUCGUUUCGAGCUGUUCCGGGCCUUGUUCACCAAGCCUCGUGGUAUACAAAUCCCACCAGAAUCUCGACGGUGCUUUUAUUCGAUGGAUCAAAGCUUGCUUUUUCUCUCCAUCUUCACAGCUUGGGAGGUCGAGGAGGUGGCUUGCGUGCGUGACUACAUCAUCAGACGUCAUACAGAGAUUCUCCGGGAGAGUUCCUCUGAACUUUCCAAGCUUUGUCCUAACAAAGAUUUACAUGAUGAAUAUUGGCAAAUACAAAACACAGGAUAUCUCAUGUCCCUCGGUCUCCCGUUUUUAUGCCAAUUGCUCAACGCAUCUUCUGCUGCGCAAAAGGCUUCUAUUCUUGAAUCCAAUAUCUGCUGUGACCGCGCGUUCCUAACAGAAGCAUUUCUCGUCGAUGGCCCAAAUGCCGCCUGGCCCUGGUCGACAAAUCAGAAGGUGGACGUACUUUACUUCCAAGAACACAAGCAACCUUUAAGGAAAUGGGCGUACGUGAUGUGGGACCUUGGCAAGCUGAAAGAUUGGAGGAUAUUGGAUGUUGACCCGGAGCAGCAUUCGGGGACUAGAAAUAGGAGAUCAGAUGGAUUUCGCAAAUUAAUCGACGGCUGGAAUGAGGUGGCUUAAAUAAGGUCUAGUGCGUCAAGAGAAGAAGUCAAUUCCUGGGCUGACGGC
Messenger RNA from Hyaloscypha bicolor E, 1269 nucleotides. RefSeq lists its product as uncharacterized. Lineage: Eukaryota; Fungi; Ascomycota; Leotiomycetes; Helotiales; Hyaloscyphaceae. Bases 1 to 1221 code for a protein of 406 amino acids. The record is from RefSeq and is a predicted model, not a curated record. The transcript is spliced from 4 exons.